Molecule: messenger RNA, 3237 nt
Organism: Dermacentor silvarum
Lineage: Eukaryota; Metazoa; Arthropoda; Arachnida; Ixodida; Ixodidae
Product: TNF receptor-associated factor 1
Exons: 10
Coding region: 437-1948 (503 amino acids)
Biological process (GO): positive regulation of JNK cascade; protein K63-linked ubiquitination; regulation of canonical NF-kappaB signal transduction
Cellular component (GO): plasma membrane signaling receptor complex
Molecular function (GO): protein binding
Source: RefSeq, a predicted model, not a curated record
CAUGCAUGCACCAUCUAGACAGAGACACAAUUAAGUCAGCUGAGUAAUUGUGUAACGAAGAUACAUUCUUCAUAUAUGUGUCUAUUAAGAUCGAGUCAACACAUUUGCUGCGAGCAAGUUCUUCAUCACUGUUAUGAGAAAGCAUGCAUGCUUAGAGGCCUCUGUACAUAAGGGCAAGAUCAUAUUAUACAUGUGGAAUAGGAAUCGAUCGCGACUUCUUUAAUUCUCUCUUGCACUGAUCAAAAUCGCAAACAUACCAUAGGUUCUCUUCGUAUGUUUGCGUCAGGCAUGUUCUCGGGUAUGUAUACAUAUCUCAAACACUGCAUGAUUGAUAGCUCUCUGCCUUUCUGAUUUCUGCAUUACCCAUGAUGCAAACUUAGAGUAUUAUAUAUGUGCCUCAUGCACACUCACUCGCAGAGAUUGUGACCCCGGGCGAAUGCCGCACGAAGUCAAAGUACGCGGUUUCUCGGAGCUUAGCGAGGGCUUGGAGCUUGACUUUGUGCAUUCCGUGCCACGCGAGCUGACGUGUUCCUUGUGCCAGGACCUGGUCGGCAUCCUCUGGCUGUCGCCCUCGUGCGAGCAUCACUUCUGCACACGCUGCCUCGAGGCACUUCUCGGCCAGGCCAGCAAGUCUUUCUGUCCCGUGGACCAAGCCGAAAUCUCUCGUGGGCAGCUUGUUGAGGACACCUCUGUUCAAGCCAAGGCAUCCCAGUUCCAAGCUUGGUGUCCCAAUCGUGACCAGGGCUGUACGAUAACACCUCGCAUCUGCGACCUCAAAAACCACCUGAGACAGUGCAAUCAAGUUAUGAUGUCGUUCGCUCCUCCGGGUGACGGUGGCAACGGCAGUUCUUCAGCCAACAACGAAGCUAAUGGCUCGGCCGGCAGCAGCGGCAACAUGGAACCUGAUGGGACUCCGAGGUGCUGGAUGGCUGACUUUGGCUGUGAUUUCCAGGGUUCUGCUUCAGAGGUGGAGGCCCACGAAAAUGACUGGCAGCAACACAGGCGGAUGAUUGUGACACGUCUUUCCGAGUACAGGCGCAACUUGGAGGACAUCCAAAACGAGCGUGACAUGCUUCGCAACCAAGUGAACGAGGUGAACGCCACUUUGAAAGGACUGAACCUUGGCUUCGAGCACCACUGCACGCACUCUGCGGGCACACAGAAUGAGUUGAGACUUCGCAUCCAGCAGAUGGAGCAGAGACUGGCACAACUCGAUUCCCAGGGUGCAACGGUCCAGCCUCAGACAUUUCAGCUACAACCUCCUCACCCACCAAGUGCCCCAACUAACUUCGAGAGCAUUGGUUUUUCCAACCAGGUGUCAAUGGCUCCUACAGAAGCACCGAUGGCCUCCAUGGCUUCUAUGGCUUCCAUGGCACAGCCAGGCCUGUCAGGGAGCAACGAUGAAGUCAUAACUCGCCCGGACGGCCAGUUUCGGUGGCUUCUGAAGGAGUACUCGCGCACCAAACGCCACCAACGCCACGGCACUCAUCGCUAUGCGUCCAGCCCAAUCUUCUGCACCGGAGUGCCCGGCUACCGGCUUCAGCUUCGGAUACACCUCAACGGCAUGGGCCAGAGCCGGAAGGGGCGUUUCAUGGCUGUUCAGCUGGUCCUGCUUAGGGGCCCCAACGACUCUGAGCUCCCGUGGCCGUUUCGACACAGGGUGACGGUGACCUUGCUGAACCAGAAUGGGCCGCAGCACGUCGGCUACACCAUAAACGACCCCAGCUUCCCGCGACCCCAGGGUGAACACACGGUGCCUUACGUCUGGCAGGAGUUCGUUCGCCUUCAGCGACCUCGAAGCCAACCCCGGCUUGGCUUGGAACGACUGCCUCCUCUUCGAGCUCACCGUGACACCACCUUCGCCACCGCCGCCAGGAUUGUACCCACCCCUGUGAACAUCCUUCCAGAUGUACCCUUAUUAAGGCUGCUUUUAAGCCAUUUUUUUUAAGUCCAUACUUUUGCUACAACGUACAUAUGAGCUUGCUACUCCGAGCACUGUAGUAUCCCAAUAUUGUACACAGCCAGAGCGGUCUAACAUCAAAUGACAUAGGCUACUCUCCCUGUGAAUGCCUUCUUAGGCAAUUUUUAGUGCUGUUUUUACACCAUUUAUCAAGUGCAUUUACCCCCUUUUAUUUUUAAUCUUAGCAAAAUUUUUUAAAUUUUACAUGUGGUAGAUAACAAAAUUCUACUGGCUAAGGCAGGUUGCUCGAGGAUGGGGGCAUUAUUUUGCACGUUAACUUACAGCAAAUACAUAAUUUGCAAAAUUUCACUUAUUAACUUAAAGCUCAUCACUUUGGAGCACAUGUUGCGAGUGAUUGAUGAAGUAAAGCCAGCAACUUUGCAAGGCUCACCCACUUGGAACAGAUCUUGAAACCAGUGCCAGUUUUGAGAUAAGCACUUUCAAAGUUAUGGCAGCGCGGACUAUUGUUCCGCUUACUUUUUGGACAAAACGCCUUCUUAAGCAGUGCAAGACAAACUUGACUGAAACACCAAGGCAUUCAAUUGCACAAUUUAUUCAUGCAUAUUUUGGAACUGGUGGCAGGCUCAGAAUUCCUGCGAAGUGAAUACGCCUUACGCAAUAUCUACCCAAAGUGAUUAGAAAGUUAUAUAUAGUGAGGCAUUGUUAACUCAAUUCCGACUGAUUGUCCAAAUAAUUUCUGCCUCUGUGCAGUCCAGCUAAGGAGUAGAAUUGUGCUAUCUACCAGAGGGUAUUUUUUCAAUUUCGGCUCAGAUUUGUAAAGUACCGCAUAUAGGCAUGUCUAUGUGAGCUAAGUACCGCAGUCAAAAUUUGUUAAAAUGAAGUCGGCAUCCAGCCUCAAGUAAGGUGGCAGGACCUAGGGCCACUAAACUUAAAAGUAUUAUUUAGAAUAGAAAAGCUUUAUUAUAGGGAAGGCUUUCCAGUAACAUUAAGAUCCUAGAUGUUUUACAUAUUUAUCAGAUUUCAAAACUGUUACUCAUCAUAUUUUGGUUGGCCCUUUUACUGCUGCAAGUUAGUGCAAUAUUGAAAACAAUGCAGUUGUUUCAUUCGUAUUGGAUUUGUAAAUGCAGCAGGGAUUUAUAUACAUAUUUUAUGGUGCUGUUUUAAUUCAGUAUUUUAUGGCUUGGUUUACAAGUGGUCAGAUUUACUGACAUUUUAUCUAUGCUUUGCCAUUGCAAAGCUUACUUUUAUUGUUCCCGCGUCACAUGUUAUUGUUUCGCAAUAAAACUUUGGAAUACCAUUAUGCACGUAUUGUCUAU